This is a messenger RNA of Rangifer tarandus platyrhynchus (Svalbard reindeer), 1476 nucleotides long. NCBI's taxonomy places the organism in Eukaryota, Metazoa, Chordata, Mammalia, Artiodactyla, Cervidae. The record is from the annotation of a GenBank genome assembly.
AUGCCACCAUCAAAUGGAGGUCCAGCUGGAUACACCCCACCAGAUGGAGGCUGGGGGUGGGCAGUAGUCGUUGGAGCUUUCAUUUCCAUUGGUUUCUCUUGUGCAUUUGGCAAAUCUAUUAGUGUAUUUUACAAAGAAAUUGGAGAAAUAUUUAAAGCCAGCUCCAGCGAAGUGUCAUGGUUAUCUUCCAUUGCGUUUGCUGUCAUGUACGCUGGAGGUCCUAUUAGCAGUAUCCUGGUGAAUAAAUAUGGCAGUCGCCCCGUCAUGAUUUUUGGUGGCUGCUUGUCAGGCUGUGGCUUGAUUGCAGCUUCCUUUUGUAGCACUGUGAUGGAACUUUACAUUUGCAUCGGAGUUAUUGUAGGUCUCGGGCUUGCCUUCAACUUGAAUCCAGCUUUGACCAUGAUUGGCAAGUAUUUCUACAAGAAGCGACCAUUAGCAAAUGGACUAGCCAUGGCAGGCAGCCCUGUGUUCCUCUUUGCCAUGGCCCCUCUCAACCAGGCUCUUUUUGCUCUCUUUGGCUGGAGAGGAAGCUUCCUAAUUCUGGGGGGCCUCCUACUAAACUGCUGUGUGGCUGGAGCCCUGAUGAGACCAAUAGGGCCCAAGCCAACCGCUGCAGAGAAAGAGAAGUCUAAAGGAUCCCUUCAGGAAGCUGGAAAGUGUGAUGCAAACAAGGGGGCAGGUAAUCCAAAGGCAGGAGUUAGCGGCAGAAACUCCCCAAAGGAGAAACAAUCACUUUCUCAAGCAGUUAACAAACUUUUGGACCUAUCCCUGUUCAAGCACAGAGGCUUCCUGCUGUACCUCUUUGGGACUGUGAUCAUGUCUUUUGCGCUGGCUGCGCCUUUAGUCUUUAUUAUCAAUUACGCCAAGAGUCAACAUCACUCUGGUGAGAAGGCUGCUUUCCUUCUUUCCAUUCAGGCUUUUGUUGACAUGGUAUCCAGACCUUGUAUGGGAUUUGUAGCCAACACAAAGUGGGUAAGACCACGAAUUCAGUACUUUUUGGCUGCUUCUAUUAUCGCAAACGGAGUAUGUCAUAUGCUAGUUCCUUUAUCUUCCAGCUACAUGGGGUUCUGUGUCUACUCGGGAUUCCUUGGAUUUGCUUUUGGGUGGUUUGGUGCUGUACUGUUUGAAACACUGAUGGACCUUGUGGGAGCCGAGAGAUUCUCCAGCGCUAUGGGAUUGAUGACCAUUGUGGAGUGCUGGCCUAUGCUCCUGGGGCCACCAGUUUUAGGUCGUCUCAAUGACAUAUAUGGAGACUAUAAAUACACAUACUGGACAUGUGGCAUAAUCCUUAUUGUCUCUGGCAUCUAUCUUUUCAUCGGCAUGGGCAUCAAUUACCGACUUGAGGCUAAAGAACAGAAGGCAGAAGAGAAACAGAAAAAGGAAAGUAAAGAGAUGGAACCAAAAGAAGUUAUUAAAGCUGCUCAGUCUCCAGAACUGAAUGGCACAGAAGAAGGACCCAAAGAGGAGAAACUCUGA